This is a messenger RNA of Cuscuta epithymum, 6334 nucleotides long. NCBI's taxonomy places the organism in Eukaryota, Viridiplantae, Streptophyta, Magnoliopsida, Solanales, Convolvulaceae. The record is from the annotation of a GenBank genome assembly.
CCCAAAAGAGAUAAGAGAGCAAAGGUAUCCACACAACUCAAAAGGGAAGGAAGAAGGAGAGCAGUCCGCAGGUUCUUUCUUUAGUGCGAAGCUCUUACUGUUCGAGCCAUAACUUGAGAUUUACUCGUCCGAUUAAGGCGUAUAAGGUACCAAAAGAAAGCUCUCAAGACGAGGAAUCCGUGGAGGUCUGGUUUGCAUCAAUCGGAGUAGUGGAAGGCUUCCAGAUUGUCCGAACAAAACGCAACCUCGCAGAACACAGUUUUGUAUUCAAAGAAUCGAGUUAGCCGGAAAACACCCGUUCUAGGGGCUGUUUUCGUAUCAACGAUUAAGGGUUGAACUAGCACUUUGAGGAGGCUGUUUAACACUCAUAUUUGAGCAAGGAAUCAGUUCCAAAUCCACCUUGACCAAAGCUUUGACCAUUGGACCAAGAAGGGAAAGUUUAAAGCUCAAUUGAGUUUCAGGUAGGACUUGAAGGUUGCUACCACGCCCGUUGCUUCGGGAAGAUCAAAGGAGGAGGACGUGGUUCGUGCUUCUUCCGUUUCUGUUUUAAACAAUUACAAUAAUGCUCAUGGGAAUUAUUUUGAAUACUAUUUGGGGGCUUGUAUGCCCAUGUUUGCCACGUGUGGCUUGAAUACGUGUAUUAAUGUUUCCGCUGCUUUAUAUGAAUAUUUUACAUUAUGUUUGUUUAUGGAUGUACUAUGUGUGAAUGGUAUUCAAGACGCCUAGUAUAGUAUGGAUGAGUUGGACUGCGGUUGACUAUUCGUACUGUACGGCGGGUUGUUGACGUGUCCGGUAGGUCCGGGGCGUGACAAUUAAGUUGGUAUCAGAGCCUUAGUCCGUAAACUUCAUAAUGAAGCUUCAAAAUCCCUUUUGAAAAUGAUUUUGAAAACCAUGAGCAUAAAAGUUUUGCACUUAUAGAACUUUUGGUACUUGAGUUGCAGUGUCUCUAAUUGUUAAGAUGGUACCCUUAACAAUUGGUAUGACGGUGAUUUGAGCCAAAGGAUGUCUUUAAGUGCCUAUCCGUCACUUGACAUUGAUACGAGUCUAAUGGCUCAUUCUCAAUUUCUUUCUGAAAUGGAACGUACCGGGAAAGUUACUCGACGGAACCCGACUGGCCAGGCACCGGGAAGGUCCCAACGUGGCAGUCGGGGAGCAUCGAGGAUGUCCGGGGGACAAGGUCGUGCAGGCCACUCGCUGACCGUGAGUGACGGUCACGUGGAAACAAUAGAUGAGCACUAUGAGUCCGAGGAAGAUUCAACUUACCAACCGGGAACUGAGCCGGUUGACACCCCAUAUGAUGGGGAACACGAUGAUGCUAGUGAUGAGAGUGAUGAUAAUGACGCUCUUGAACGGAUUGAGGAAUUGCUCCGGCAAUACCAACAAGAUCGCCAAAGGCGCCGGGAAAGGCGUGCUUUGGAAGGGGCUUCGAGGAGAGGAAGCCGCGCGACUCCUAGGGAGAGCAUUGAACUCCGAGGAGGUCGAGGUGCCGAGGUUCCUAUCAUAAGGAUCUCAAAGUACCUAAAGGAGGCAAGAGACUUGGGAUGUAAACCGUUUGAUGGAACGGGAGACAUCUCCGUGGCGGCCGAGUGGAUUAAGAGAUUCAAUGAAACGGCCCUUGAUAUGCAGCUGCCACCCCAUAUGAAGAUGAGAGUGGCAACAAGAUUGCUAGAAGGAAUGGCGUCCACGUGGUGGGACGGUGUCAAAGGGAAGUACGGUGAGGCGGUCACUUGGGAGAACUUCAGGCAAGAAUUCUUUAGCCAAUACUACUCCGACUUCGAGGUGAACUUGAAGAGGAGGGAGUACACGAAUUUGACCCAAGGAGGGGAAUGCACGGUGAAGGAACUUGAACACAAGUUCAGAAAGCUUGCUGAGUUCAUACCGGAGUACAUUUGUGAUGAAAAUCGGAUGGUGAACCAUUUCUGGGAUGCCUUGGACCUUGACAUACGUGAGAGGGCAACACAAUUGCCUAAUAUGACAUUUAGUCAAGUGGUGGAACAAGGUUUAAAGGGAGAGAAGGAGUGGGAAGAGAGGAAGCGAAGAAAUGCCGAGGAGGCAAAGAAAAGAAAAUGGGAGAACCAUGGCCCCCAAGGUUCAAACAAGAAGAUGAAUCACGGGGGAGGAGGAUCCUUCAGGGCACCCGCACCACCAUCAAGGGGGAAUCCCAACAUGGGUGGGCAAAACUCGGGGUUACAAGCCUCGACGAAGCCUAAGUGCAGGAAUUGCAAGAGAAAUCACGAGGGCAAAUGUCGUGAUCCCCCACGGUGCUACCAAUGCGGAGAUACGGGGCACAUAAGGCCUAAUUGCCCUCAACUUGGUGGGAACCGGUCAUCAGGACCAAACGUGGCAACCACGGUGAGUAGAAACCGGGGUGGGGCACCCAAUGCAAGCACGAACCACGGCGGGGCAAGUACAAGCAACGCACCCUCCGUGAACCAAGGAAGGACUCAAGCGAGAGUGUACGCAAUGACCGAGGCCGAUGCUCGGGCUAAUCCCGACUCCGUCGCAGGUAAUACACUUAUUCUGGUCAUUUCUAGGCUUACUUUGAUCAUAUACGUCGUUGGGAUUGAGUACGGGCCACCCCGGGGUCAAACCGGGUGAGUUAGGCCAAAUCGGGCUGGAAACAGCCACUGCUGGCCAGGCACGCCCGCAGACACGCCGUGCCUGGCAUCGUGCCUGGAAGGCAGUGGCACCCGAAGAAAAGAAGAAAAAAAAAAAAAAUUUGGGCCAGGCACGGCCGCAGGCACGCCGUGCCUGGCGUCGUGCCUGGAAGGCAGUGGCGCCCCGAAGAAAAUUUGGCCAGGCACGGCCGCAGGCACGCCGUGCCUGGCACCGUGCCUGGGAGGCAGUGGCUGGCAGGGAGAAUCCUGUGCACGCACGGCCGUGCGUGCCACCCAGGCACGCCGUGCGUGGACCCCCGGCAACCGAAAACUCAUUUUUUCGCUCCGUUCUUCUACGUUUGGACCCCCGAUUGAUUCCAAACAGUAAUAUGAACCUAAUAACCUCCUAAUGAUGUGUAAAAACAUUAGAAAAGGUAUCCCACAUGACUAUAAAUGUAGGAACACUAAAGAUUAAUGGGAAGCAUGCGCGAAUCCUUAUCGAUACCGGAGCGCAACGCUCAUUCGUAAGUGAGGCGUUCGCCGAGGGCUCAGAGAUACAAUCAAUACCAAUGACGCGAACUUUAGUGGUAUCAACACCACUAAGGGAAGACGUUGAAAGAACCAAGUACUAUCAGUCUUGUAUGGUGGAAAUCGGUGGCCAAACCUUGACGUGUGAUUUCGUCCCGCUGAGUAUGAUGGAGUUCGAUGCAAUCCUAGGGAUGGAUUGACUAGAAAAGCAUCAUACUAGGGUAGAUUGCGACACAAAGGUCUUGGGACUCGAAGGCAAUGAUGGGGAUACCCUACGCUUCGAGGGGGACCGAGGCAAAUCAAACAGCUGUAUCGUAUCCGCUGCGAGAGCGAGAAGUAUGAUGAGAAAGGGAUGUCACGCUUAUCUAGCAUACGUGGUUGACAAGACCAAGGAGGAAACGAACAUCGACGAUGUGAGGGUGGUUUGUAAGUACCCGGAUGUCUUCCCAAAGGACCUGCCGGGGCUUCCACCUGAUAGGGAGAUUGAAUUUGUGAUCGAGGUCGAGCCCGACACCAAACCAAUCUCCAUACCGCCAUACCGUAUGGCACCCGCUGAACUUAACGAGUUAAAAACCCAAUUGCAAGAGCUUUUGGAUAACAGUUUCAUCAGACCAAGCCACUCCCCAUGGGGAGCACCGGUCCUUUUUGUGAAAAAGAAGGAUGGGACACUUCGAAUGUGCAUUGACUAUCGUCAACUGAACAAGGUCACAAUCAAAAAUAGGUAUCCCUUGCCUAGGAUUGAUGACUUGUUUGAUCAACUACGAGGAGCAACCGUGUUUUCAAAGAUUGACUUGAGGUCGGGGUACCAUCAAUUGAAGAUUAAGGAGGAUGACAUACCAAAGAGUGCUUUCCGCACAAGGUAUGGGCAUUUUGAGUUCCUUGUUAUGUCGUUUGGGUUAACAAACGCCCCAGCAGCAUUCAUGGACUUGAUGGACCGAGUAUUCCAUAAAUACUUGGAUCGAUUCGUGAUUGUGUUCAUAGAUGACAUUUUGAUUUACUCAAAGAGUAAGGAAGAGCAUGAAGAGCACUUGAUACUCGUUCUUGAGACGCUACGGGAGAAGCAACUUUAUGCCAAAUUUUCUAAAUGUGAAUUUUGGCUAAAGGAAAUUGGCUUUCUCGGGCAUGUGGUUUCGGGAUCGGGAAUUGCUGUUGAUAAUAAGAAGAUAGGGGCCAUUACCGAAUGGGAUAGACAAAAGAGUUAUGCAGAUAAGCGUCGAAGAACCUUAGAGUUUAAGGUUGAUGACGAGGUAUUCUUGAAAGUUUCUCCUUGGAAAGGGAUCAUUCGGUUCCAAACCCGAGGAAAACUUAACCCACGAUAUAUAGGUCCAUUUAGGAUUAUAGAGAGGAUUGGAGCCGUUGCAUAUCGUCUACAGUUGACUCCUGAGUUAGAGAAGAUACAUAAUGUGUUUCAUGUAUCCAUGCUUAAGAAGUAUGUGCAUGAUCCUUCUCAUGUGUUGGAGAAGCCGCCCGUGGAGGUACGUGAAGAUUUGAACUAUGUCGUGCAACCGGUAAGAGUUAUUGACAGAAAAGUGAAGAAACUGAGGAGUAAAGAAGUUCCAAUGGUUAAAGUCCUUUGGAAAAGUGACCGGGUCGAAGAAGAGACUUGGGAAACAGAAGCUUUGAUGAGAAAGCAGUAUGCAUUCCUAUUUGAGUAGAGCUGUGAAUUUCGGGGACGAAAUUCCUGUUAAGGGGGGGUGAACUUGUGACACCGCUCCCGAAGGUCCUUGAAAAUUUGAUUUAAAAUUCAAAGUUUAUGUAUUGGAUUUCUGAUUUCCAAACAUUUGUUAAACGAUUAAUGUUUUACGUAAUUAAUGACCGAUUAUUAUACUGUUCGAACUCGUAUAUUAGUAUCGGGCUGGCGAAUACUCAUUUUGGGCCCAACCUGCUAAAAAAUAGCAAGUAUUCGAGAAUGGCGUCCUGGAUCCACUCGGGAGUGACCCACACAGCUAGUAGUCCAAUAAUAUGUAUGACAAAUGUCAAAUAAGUGAUAGAAUGAUUAAAGGAGAAUACAAAUGCCUAUAACCCCAUCUUUGGCAUUAUUGAGCUAAAUAAUGGGAGUAGGAUUUUCCUCCUAUAAUAUCCAUCAAGUAAAUUAUUGAGAUGAGCCUACACAUAUUGGAGACCAAUAAUGUGAUGUAGGAAGUUGACUUGUUCUAAAUAAAUUAGGAUGAGUACAAAAAAGACAUCUAUUGACAAAAGAUAAAACAAUAGGACCCAUCUUCCCAUUUUUUUGGAAGUAUUGGUAGAUAUUUUGGACCCCAAAAUGAUUGGGAUCAAUUGGGAACCACUCCACAUGCCUUGGUAACAUGAUUGAGAGCUCUUGUAUACUCCCACAACCCCCCAUUCGACCCCCCAAAAGAGAUAAGAGAGCAAAGGUAUCCACACAACUCAAAAGGGAAGGAAGAAGGAGAGCAGUCCGCAGGUUCUUUCUUUAGUGCGAAGCUCUUACUGUUCGAGCCAUAACUUGAGAUUUACUCGUCCGAUUAAGGCGUAUAAGGUACCAAAAGAAAGCUCUCAAGACGAGGAAUCCGUGGAGGUCUGGUUUGCAUCAAUCGGAGUAGUGGAAGGCUUCCAGAUUGUCCGAACAAAACGCAACCUCGCAGAACACAGUUUUGUAUUCAAAGAAUCGAGUUAGCCGGAAAACACCCGUUCUAGGGGCUGUUUUCGUAUCAACGAUUAAGGGUUGAACUAGCACUUUGAGGAGGCUGUUUAACACUCAUAUUUGAGCAAGGAAUCAGUUCCAAAUCCACCUUGACCAAAGCUUUGACCAUUGGACCAAGAAGGGAAAGUUUAAAGCUCAAUUGAGUUUCAGGUAGGACUUGAAGGUUGCUACCACGCCCGUUGCUUCGGGAAGAUCAAAGGAGGAGGACGUGGUUCGUGCUUCUUCCGUUUCUGUUUUAAACAAUUACAAUAAUGCUCAUGGGAAUUAUUUUGAAUACUAUUUGGGGGCUUGUAUGCCCAUGUUUGCCACGUGUGGCUUGAAUACGUGUAUUAAUGUUUCCGCUGCUUUAUAUGAAUAUUUUACAUUAUGUUUGUUUAUGGAUGUACUAUGUGUGAAUGGUAUUCAAGACGCCUAGUAUAGUAUGGAUGAGUUGGACUGCGGUUGACUAUUCGUACUGUACGGCGGGUUGUUGACGUGUCCGGUAGGUCCGGGGCGUGACAUGUAACCCUUUACUCCUAUCAGUAUAUAGUAGUCAUAUUUCAAAAUU